AUGAUAGAUUAUGGCACAUGCAUACAACGUAACUCUCCUACAAAAAAUGAGGCAAAUGAAAUUCAGAAAAUCCCAUCCACAAUAGCAUCAAAAAGAAUAAAACACAGAGCUCUGGCGGCAACCGUGGCGUAUACCAGCCUCGCGGUGCCUCUCAUCGUGAUGCGCGUGUUCUGGGGCUUCGUCGGCUUCCUGGUGCCCUGGUUCGUCUCUAAGGGUCCCAACCGGGAAGUAAGCAUCACCAUGCUGGUGACCUGUUCCGUUUGCUGCUAUCUCUUUUGGCUGAUUGCAAUUCUGGCCCAACUCAACCCUCUCUUUGGACCACAGUUGAAAAAUGAAACCAUCUGGUACCUCAAGCAUCACUGGCCUUGA
Balaenoptera acutorostrata (minke whale) is the source of this 369-nucleotide messenger RNA. RefSeq names its product V-type proton ATPase subunit e 1-like. Gene Ontology annotation, cellular component: proton-transporting V-type ATPase, V0 domain. NCBI's taxonomy places the organism in Eukaryota, Metazoa, Chordata, Mammalia, Artiodactyla, Balaenopteridae. Bases 1 to 369 code for a protein of 122 amino acids. The record is from RefSeq and is a predicted model, not a curated record. Gene Ontology annotation, molecular function: proton-transporting ATPase activity, rotational mechanism. Gene Ontology annotation, biological process: proton transmembrane transport. The transcript has a single exon.